This is a messenger RNA of Harpegnathos saltator (Jerdon's jumping ant), 524 nucleotides long. RefSeq names its product mediator complex subunit 11 (gene MED11). Gene Ontology annotation, biological process: regulation of transcription by RNA polymerase II. The coding region runs from base 16 to 444 and encodes 142 amino acids. Gene Ontology annotation, cellular component: mediator complex. Gene Ontology annotation, molecular function: transcription coregulator activity. The record is from RefSeq and is a predicted model, not a curated record. The transcript is spliced from 4 exons. Lineage: Eukaryota; Metazoa; Arthropoda; Insecta; Hymenoptera; Formicidae.
UCUCAAAAUGAAUGAAUGCGCCCUUUCCAGAUUAUAGAAGGAGUACAUCUUGUUGAAAAACGUCAAAUUCUAAUUCAAAAACUGAAGGAAAAGAUGACAUCCAAAAUAACACCACCGAUAGAAAGAAUCCAACUUUUGGAUACUAUCGAAAAAGAAGUCAUAAAUUGUUUACAAAGCGCAGGAGCAGCUAUCUCGGAAUUGGGUAAAGAAAAAUCAAGCAUGAAACAAGUAGAGCAGAAUACGACUCAUUUCUUGAAAUCUCUAGCAGUUGUAGAAUCUAAAUUGAGUGAGCAAAUUAAUUAUCUUACGCAAGUUUCUACAGGCCAACCACAUGAAGGUUCUGGAUAUGCAAGUCAAAAGGUACUCCAAAUGGCAUGGCAUAGGUUAGAGCAUGCACGAAGUAGAGUUAAUGAGCUAGAGCGUAUAAAAAAUAAAUUACGAUAAUAAUAAAUUACGAUAAAAAUAAACAUUUUUCAUUAUGUAUGUUAAAUUUUAUACUGAUAAAAUAAAUUGACUAUAAAUUA